AUGGGAAGGUACUCUGUACGCCUGCCAAGUGUUAGUGGAAGAAGUUCGUUCGCAUAUUCCAUAACCGCGUUCUCAAAUCUUCCCAAGCGAGUCAACGGAGUACUCAGCUUUGGCCAUAUCAUGACCGAGAACAUGACGCUGGAACUGGUCUCAACUGCCAAGUGCUACGAGGGCGAGCAGCGGGUGUACCGCCACCGCUCCGGCACGUUGGACUGCGACAUGACCUUCGGAGUCUUCCUACCGCCGGCUGCGCUGGAUGACAAACCCUGUCCGGUGCUCUUCUUCCUUAGCGGACUGACCUGCAGCCACGAGAACUUCAUCCAGAAGAGCGGCUUCCAGGCGCACGCCGCGCGCCACAAUCUGAUCGUCGUGAAUCCGGACACUUCGCCCAGGGGCGUAGAAAUCGCCGGACAGGAUGAUGCCUACGACUUUGGCAGCGGGGCUGGUUUCUAUGUGGAUGCCAAACUGGAGCCGUGGUCCAAGCACUACAAGAUGUACAGCUAUGUGACCCAGGAGCUGGUGGAUGUGGUGAAUGCCAAUCUGCCCGUGGUUCCCGGCAAGCGGGGAAUCUUCGGUCACAGCAUGGGCGGCCAUGGAGCACUGAUCUGUGCGCUCAAAAAUCCCGGAUUGUACCAGUCGGUGUCGGCCUUUGCCCCGAUAGCCAAUCCCACGGAGUGCCCGUGGGGCCAGAAGGCCUUCGCCGGAUACUUGGGAUCCAAUCCGGAUGACUGGGCCGUGUGGGAUGCCACGCACCUGGUGUCGCAGUACGAGAGCACGCCGCAAGAACUGUUCAUCGACCAGGGUGCGGCGGACAACUUCCUCGCCGGCAAGCAGCUGCUGCCGGAGAACCUUCUGGCUGCCGCCGAUGGCAACGACCACAUCCAAACCAUCUUCAAAAAUCGGGAGGGCUAUGAUCACAGCUAUUUCUACAUCGCCACCUUCAUCGGCGAACACAUCGCCUACCAUGCCGCCCUGCUCACCGCUGCCGCUUGAGGCUCUCCUUCGAAAUUUGAUGCCCCUGUUGCUAGUACUUUUCAAUCGGUUUGUAUUUGACUGCAAAUAUGAUUAAUACAUGUCAAUAAAUCAAGAGAAAAAUCAAAUCCA
Molecule: messenger RNA, 1104 nt
Organism: Drosophila elegans
Lineage: Eukaryota; Metazoa; Arthropoda; Insecta; Diptera; Drosophilidae
Product: S-formylglutathione hydrolase
Exons: 2
Coding region: 1-993 (330 amino acids)
Biological process (GO): formaldehyde catabolic process
Cellular component (GO): cytosol
Molecular function (GO): S-formylglutathione hydrolase activity
Source: RefSeq, a predicted model, not a curated record